Messenger RNA from Erinaceus europaeus (western European hedgehog), 1093 nucleotides. Its product is annotated as putative olfactory receptor 2B3. The record is from RefSeq and is a predicted model, not a curated record. The transcript has a single exon. Gene Ontology annotation, molecular function: olfactory receptor activity; G protein-coupled receptor activity. Lineage: Eukaryota; Metazoa; Chordata; Mammalia; Eulipotyphla; Erinaceidae. Gene Ontology annotation, cellular component: membrane. Bases 55 to 999 code for a protein of 314 amino acids. Gene Ontology annotation, biological process: G protein-coupled receptor signaling pathway.
AUUGAAUUUUUUCUUAUUUUAUAUAUUUUAGGAAUGAGAAAUAGAUGAGUCACCAUGAAUUGGGCAAAUGAGAGUUCCACAAAAGAGUUUAUACUACUUGGAUUUUCAGACAGGCCCUGGUUACAAAUGCCCCUUUUUGUGCUCCUACUAAUAUCAUACACAAUCACCAUUUUGGGCAAUGUGUCCAUUAUGAUGGUAUGUAUUCUGGAUCCCAAACUUCACACACCCAUGUAUUUCUUUCUCAUUAAUCUGUCUAUCUUGGAUCUCUGUUAUACCACAAGCACAGUCCCUCAUAUGUUGAUAAAUAUUUCUCACAACAAAAAGACCAUUAGUUAUGGUGGCUGUGUAGCCCAACUCAUCAUCUUCCUGGCCCUGGGUGCUACAGAGUGUCUCCUUCUUGCUGUUAUGUCCCUUGACAGAUAUGUGGCAAUUUGCAGACCUCUCCAUUAUGUAGUCAUCAUGAAUCCUUGGUUCUGCUUAAAGAUGAUAGCCUUUUCAUGGUUUACUGGCUUCAGCAACUCAGUGCUGCAAUCUUCCUUAACCCUGAACAUGCCACGCUGUGGUCAUAAAGAAGUGGACCACUUUUUUUGUGAGGUUCCUGCCCUUCUCAAGUUGUCAUGUGCUGACACAAAGCCGAUCGAGUCUGAGCUCUUUUUCUUUAGUGUAUUAAUUCUGCUAAUUCCAGUGACACUGAUCAUCAUUUCCUACGGCUUCAUAGUUCGAGCUGUACUGAGAAUCAAGUCAGCAGAAGGACGACGUAAGGCUUUUGGGACAUGUGGGUCCCACAUGGUUGUGGUGUCUCUCUUUUUUGGAACAGCCAUCUAUAUGUAUCUACAGCCACCUUCAUCCACCUCUAAGGACUGGGGAAAGAUGGUUUCUCUCUUCUAUGGAAUCUUCACACCUAUGAUGAACCCCCUCAUCUACAGUCUUAGAAAUAAAGAUAUGAAGGAAGCCUUCAAGAGGGUUACACCAACAAUAUUUUCCUAUAAAAAGAAAUAAGUACACCAUUGUGCUGAGAAUCUUCUGUGUCUCCUUACUUUUGAACAUGGUAAUAAUGUUUAAACUGGUUCUCCUGUUUUCCAGUCUGUUGUGA